Fusarium musae is the source of this 657-nucleotide messenger RNA. RefSeq lists its product as uncharacterized. The transcript is spliced from 4 exons. The record is from RefSeq and is a predicted model, not a curated record. Bases 1 to 657 code for a protein of 218 amino acids. Gene Ontology annotation, biological process: endoplasmic reticulum to Golgi vesicle-mediated transport; regulation of GTPase activity. Gene Ontology annotation, cellular component: TRAPP complex; cis-Golgi network; trans-Golgi network. Lineage: Eukaryota; Fungi; Ascomycota; Sordariomycetes; Hypocreales; Nectriaceae.
AUGUCUUUCGAACCCGUCAUGCCUCCCUUUAACUCGAGCGAUCCAUCUGCCAACUUCCUCAGCUCCUCCUGUCUCGACUUUCUCCUUAUUGAGCUCGUUCCCAUGGCCUACCGUGUAACUCAUGAGCGAGAUUCUAUCGCAUCAGAAUCAAAUGGCGCACCCGCAGAUACCGCCUCAACUAGCCAUGCAGUCAGCUCCAGCGCAGCUGGAAUAAUGGCUGGCACCGCGACAAGGAAGGACGAGGAAGAGGAUAUGGACGCAGUGCACUAUCGCCUUGAGAUGUUGGGGUACAGAGUAGGACAGGGUCUUGUAGAGAGAUUCUCAAGAGACCGACCACGAUUCAACGACACACUCGACGUUAUCAAAUUCCUUUGCAAAGAUCUUUGGACGCUGGUGUUUGGCAAGAAUAUUGACAAUCUGAAGACAAAUCACAGAGGAGUUUACGUAUUGACCGAUAACCUAUUUCGACCCUUCUCGCGCAUGAGCACAGAAGCUGGUGGCCAAGCAAUCGUUCGCGCACAACCGUUCUUAUGGUUCCCAUGCGGUAUCGUACGAGGUGCAUUGGCUGCCCUUGGAAUCAACACCAGUGUCCAAGCUGAAAUCAACGAGUUGCCGGGUGCCGUGUUUCAGAUUAAAACCAUACCAAACAAGCCCUGA